Messenger RNA from Pterocles gutturalis (yellow-throated sandgrouse), 2366 nucleotides. It is a transcript of the gene TMPRSS6, whose product is annotated as transmembrane protease, serine 6. The transcript is spliced from 17 exons. Gene Ontology annotation, biological process: proteolysis. The record is from RefSeq and is a predicted model, not a curated record. NCBI's taxonomy places the organism in Eukaryota, Metazoa, Chordata, Aves, Pterocliformes, Pteroclidae. Gene Ontology annotation, molecular function: protein binding; serine-type endopeptidase activity. Bases 3 to 2366 code for a protein of 787 amino acids.
UGAUGGAGAACGAAGAACAGGAGGAAGAUGCCAACUCCCUCUCAAAGGAUGGAUCAGAGACUAACUCUCGUAACUGCCUCUGCUAUGUGGCCCUUGGGAUAGCCUUUCUUUUGUUGGCUGGAGCUGCUGCAGCAACCUGGUAUUUCCUAGACUACAGACCAUGGCACCUAGAACCAGCCGUCCUGCAGUUUUACUCUGGCAGCCUCCAGGUCCUCAAUCGCCAAUACACCCCAGACCUUGGGCAGGUGGAGUCCAGAGCCUUCUGGUUGGAGUCAGCUAAGCUCCAGAAGAUGCUGAAGGAACUGAUUCGUGCCACAGAACUGGGUCGAUAUUACAACUCAAGCACAGUGUAUGCCUUUGGGGAGGGGGCCCUGACCUUCUUCUUCUGGUUUGCCCUCCAAAUCCCGGAGAGUCAGCAGAAGGAGGUGACUGCUGAGAAGGUAAACACAGUGCUCCACCAAGAGCUCUCCACCAGCUUCAACAGCUCGGGCAGUCUGUCCUACCAGACAGAGUACAGGGUCAAUCCAGACUCACUGGUUCUGCUGGAAUCCAGUGUGAAAGACAUAGUAGUGCUGAAAUCCACUCUGGGUUGCUACAGGUACAGCUAUGUCCAGGAGGAUGACAUCCUGAGGCUGGAGGGCCCUGACUACCUGGCUUCCAGUUGCCUUUGGCAUCUCCAUGGCCUCAAGGGCUACAUGAUCAAGCUACGCCUGGAGUGGACACUCCUGGACUGCAGGGACCGCCUGGCUAUGUAUGACACAGCCGGGCCCCUGGAGAAACACCUCAUCACCUCGAUCUAUGGCUGCAGCCGGCAGGAGCCUGUUGUGGAAGUCCUUUCAUCUGGCCCUGUCAUGUCCAUUGUGUGGAAGAAAGCCAUGUACAGCUACUACGACCCCUUCAUCCUCUCAGCACAGGCGGUGCCCCUCAAAGCCUGCGAAGUGAAUAUAACUCUGCGGGAACAUCUCGAGCUGCAGGGGAAGAUCGGCACCCCGCACUACCCCAGUUACUACUCACCCAACACGCAGUGCACCUGGCAUAUGACGGUCCCAUCCCUUGACUAUGGUGUCACCCUGUGGUUCGAUGCCUAUUCACUCAGCAGACAGAAGCACGACCUGCCCUGUACCCAAGGCCAGUGGAUAAUUCAGAACAGAAGGUUGUGUGGCCUGCGGACCCUGCAAGCUUAUGCUGAGCGGAUCCCAGUCACGUCCUCGGCUGACAUCACCAUCACCUUCACCUCGCAGAUCUCCUUAACUGGCCCUGGUGUACAGGUGGCUUACAGCCUGUACAACCUGUCUGACCCCUGUCCUGGAGAGUUCCUGUGUUCCGUGAAUGGCUUGUGCGUUCCAGCUUGUGACGGGAUCAAAGACUGCCCCAAUGGGCUGGAUGAAAGAAAUUGUGUGUGCCCUGCAAAGUUCCAGUGCCGUGAGGACAGCACUUGCAUCGAGUUCAGCAGCGUCUGCAAUCAGCAGCAGGACUGUGUCAAUGGGAGCGAUGAGGAGCACUGCAGUGAAGGGGUCCCCUGUGGUCCUUUCACCUACCGCUGUGAGGAUGGGACCUGUGUGAAGAAACCCAACCCCCUGUGUGACACCACUGCAGACUGCAAGGACCUGUCCGACGAGAAGCGCUGCGACUGUGGGCUGCAAGCCCCUCUCAGCAGGAUCGUGGGUGGUGCUAAUUCUGUGGAAGGGGAAUGGCCGUGGCAGGCCAGCCUGCAAGUUCGGGGACGCCACAUUUGCGGGGGAACACUCAUUGCUGACCGCUGGGUGGUCUCAGCCGCACACUGCUUCCAGGAUGAGAGACUGGCCUCUGCCUCCAUCUGGACCAUUUACUUGGGCAAAUAUUUGCAAAAUGCUACCAGCCACACAGAGGUGUCCUUCAAGGUGAACCGCCUCUUCCUCCACCCUUAUUAUGAAGAGGACAGCCAUGAUUAUGAUGUGGCCCUGCUCCAGCUGGACCAUCCUGUGAUCAUCUCACCCUUAAUCCAGCCCAUCUGCUUGCCUGCCCCUUCCCACCUCUUUGCACCUGGCCUUCAUUGCUGGAUCACGGGCUGGGGAGCCCUCAAGGAAGGCGGGCACAUCAGCAAUGUUCUGCAGAAGGUAGAUGUGCAGCUUAUCCAGCAGGACAUCUGCAGCGAGGCCUAUCACUACAUGAUUUCUCCCAGGAUGCUGUGUGCUGGGUACCACAUGGGCAAGAAAGAUGCAUGCCAGGGUGAUUCUGGAGGUCCACUGGCCUGCAAGGAACCCAGUGGCAGGUGGUUUCUGGCUGGUUUGGUCAGCUGGGGAAUGGGAUGCGCACGUCCAAAUCACUAUGGAGUAUACACCAGGAUCACUCAAGUGAUGGCCUGGAUGAACCAAACUAUGAGCUGA